AUGUCGUCGCAGAACAUCUACGACCAGGCGGAUUUCUUCGCCAACUACGCCGGCAUCGACCGCUCGGUGCUCGGGCUCGCCGGCGCCCCUGAGUGGCCACGCCUGCGCGCCCUGCUGCCGGACCUGGCGGGGCGCCGCGUGCUCGAUCUCGGGUGCGGCUUCGGCUGGUUCUGCCGGUGGGCGCGGUCAGGGGCUCCGGAGGGCGGCGGCGCGGCGGCGGUGCACGGCGUGGACCUCUCGAGCAACAUGCUGGAGCGCGCGCGGCGCAUGACGUCCGAGAGCGGCCUCGACGGCAUCACGUACGAGCAGGCGGACCUGGAGACGCUGCCGCUGGCGGAGGCGGAGACGUACGAUGUCGUCUUCAGCUCGCUCGCGCUGCAUUACCUCGUGAGUCUGCCGCGGCUGGUGCGCGGGGUGCACCGCGCGCUCAGGCCCGGCGGGGCGUUUGUCUUCUCGGUCGAGCAUCCCAUCUUCACGGCGCCGUCGCGGCCGGGGAUCGUCAAGGUGCAGGGGGAGGACGGCAAGGAGCGGCGGUACUGGCCGCUGGACGACUACCAGCGCGAGGGCCUGCGGGUGACGGACUGGCUCGCCGAGGGGGUGCGCAAGCAGCACCGCACGGCGGGCACGUACAUUGGGUUGUUGCUGGAGGCGGGCUUCGAGCUGACGGCGUUUGACGAGUGGUUCCCGCGCGACGGGGAGCUGGCGGACAAGCAGGAGUGGGAGCGCAACGAGAUGGUCAAGCCUACGUUUCUGCUUGUGAGGGCUGUGAAGAAGGCUGUCUGA
Messenger RNA from Phaeoacremonium minimum UCRPA7, 783 nucleotides. RefSeq names its product putative methyltransferase type 11 protein. The record is from RefSeq and is a predicted model, not a curated record. Gene Ontology annotation, molecular function: S-adenosylmethionine-dependent methyltransferase activity. Lineage: Eukaryota; Fungi; Ascomycota; Sordariomycetes; Togniniales; Togniniaceae. The transcript has a single exon. The coding region runs from base 1 to 783 and encodes 260 amino acids.